This is a messenger RNA of Aspergillus saccharolyticus JOP 1030-1, 3839 nucleotides long. It is a transcript of the gene ireA, whose product is annotated as bifunctional endoribonuclease/protein kinase IRE1. Gene Ontology annotation, cellular component: IRE1-TRAF2-ASK1 complex. The transcript has 2 exons. Gene Ontology annotation, molecular function: RNA endonuclease activity; ATP binding; protein serine/threonine kinase activity. Gene Ontology annotation, biological process: intrinsic apoptotic signaling pathway in response to endoplasmic reticulum stress; mRNA processing; IRE1-mediated unfolded protein response. The record is from RefSeq and is a predicted model, not a curated record. The coding region runs from base 255 to 3743 and encodes 1162 amino acids. Lineage: Eukaryota; Fungi; Ascomycota; Eurotiomycetes; Eurotiales; Aspergillaceae.
CUCCGAUUCCUCCUUCUUUUCUCCCUCCCUGUCUUGACUCCUUUCUAUCCCCCAUCAUCUCUUGCUGAUUUAUUCUUAUUUCCUUCUUCUUCUUACUUUUCAAUCUUUCCCCUCUUUGAGGCCAAUCUUGACCCAUGACAUCCUCCGUUUUACCACACCCCUUCUGAUUCUCUCGCUCGUCUACAUCCCCUCCCCCAAAUCCACCACCAUACUUUCCCACAUCAUUUCUCCUCCCAGUAUAGGAGUUUCUCAGCAUGCGGUGGCGGCUGCCUGGCGCCCAGUCGACCCUCCCUUCCAGUGUCGCACUUCUCCUGCUUCCAGUUCUUGUUACUCCGCAGCAGUGGCAACAACAACAACAACCUCGACACCAUCAACAGCAAUAUGACCUUCCUUCAACCGUCUCCGUCCUACACCAAAACCACGGUCCCCCAGUGGGAAGCAACCCUUCGUACGUAUCGGAUGUGAAGUCCAACGAUGUGAGCGCCCUUGCAACCAUGGCUCUGGCGGGCUCUAGCCGCGCCGUUCGAGCCCCUCCUGCCCAUGUCAGCAGCAGCUCUUCCGCUGGUCUGGCUCCGCAGCUUCACGCGCGGUCUCUGCAGGAUUGGAAGGUUGAGGACUUUGUCCUGUUGGCGACCGUCGAUGGUUCCAUUCACGCCCGUGACCGUAAAACUGGUGCCGCCCGCUGGGCUUUGGAGGUUCCAAGCAGCCCAGCGGUCGAAAGCAUCUAUCACCGAUCGAAUCACUCGAGCUUCGAUCGACAACAACCGGAGGACGAUUUCAUUUGGAUAGUGGAGCCGAGUCAGGGCGGUAGCCUCUACAUCUACAGCCCCGGUCCCGACGCGGGUUUACAAAAAUUGGGGUUGACGGUGAAGGAACUGGUUGAUGAAACGCCUUACUCGGGCGAUGACCCCGCCGUUACCUACACGGCACGAAAAGAGACAACCUUGUAUACUGUUGAUGCGCGAACCGGGACGAUCCUGCGGGUGUUUAGCUCCCACGGCCCGGUCUCGUCGGGUCAGGAAUGUCGAAAGGUCGAUGGUUUGGACGCGGAUGCCGAGGAAUGUGAAACCCCAUCUGGCACCUUGGUGCUGGGUCGAAUUGAAUACACGGUAGCCAUUCAAAAUACCGAAACGGGCGAUCCCAUUUGCACACUUAAAUACUCGGAGUGGACGGCUAACAAUCGAGACAUUGACCUCCAGAGUCAAUAUGUAAACACCAUGGACCAAAGCUUCAUCUACAGUAUGCAUGAUGGCGUGGUUCUGGGGUUCGAUCAUUCUGAGAUGGAUCGCCCGCGUUACACUCAGCGCUUUUCAAGUCCCGUCAUUCGAGUGUUCGAUGUGGCUCGACCAGUCGGUAGUGACUCGCCUAAUCAGCCUACGCCGCUAGUCUUACUCUCACAGCCUUCACAACCCCCGGAUCCGGACUAUGGGUCGAUGGAUGACCGCGACUUGCGCGUCUUUAUUGAUUGCACCGAGGCUGGCGGCUGGUAUGCCAUGUCGGAGGAGACGUACCCCUUGGUGACUGGACGAGCAAAGAUGGCUCAGUGUUAUCAGAAAGAUUACCUGCGUCAUGGGCAGCCGUUGACGAGUUUGACCACAAGACAGCAGCAGGAUGUUUUGGCCGGGGUUCACUCUCUGCACGCUCCCCGUGUUGUUCGGCGCCACAUCCCCAGCAUUUCAGGGCCUUCGUCUGCUGACAUGUCUAAUGACACACCUCCUCGGGGGCUUGUCCAUAGUUCAUCCGAAUUAGCCCUGCCGCCUGCUCUCCGCCACAGCACCAUUAUUCGCAAGGGCUGGGACAAUGCGGUGGACAUUUUUGUCACGCUUUUGUUGCUGUUCUUCGGUACUUUCAUUUGGUUCAAUUCCCACCAUAUUCAAGAAUUGGCCAAACAGAAAUUAGAUUUGAAGAAUAUCAUCGUAUCGUAUGGGCAGCCACCCUUGUCGACACCGUCAACGCCGGUCAUUGAUGGCCCUCAUAUGAAGCGAGAAAUCAAUGAGAACGAACCCGCACCCGAUGUGAUGGUUGAUAUGAGCGUCUCUGAGGAGCAGCAGUCGGCUGGUGAUAUGACGCCCAAGCCCAAGAAGACCGCGAACGCCUUGGCCCCUGACACAACUCCCCGAGUCCGCAUUCGAGAGCCAUCCCAAGGACCCGACGCUGACGACGACGUAGACGAUUUCAAUCUUCAGGAAUCUGAAAAGGGCGACGGCGAGAAACCUAAGAAGAAAGCUCGCCGUGGGCGCCGUGGCGGAAAGAAUCACAGACGUGGCAAGAAGCCUACCGAGGGCGAGGCAAAGGAGCAGGCGGAUCGCGUUGUGGAAGAAGUGAACAAUCUCCAAGUCCAGUCACACCUGGAGCCCGACAUCCAUCUGACUCGCACUGUCUCGAACGAGAUCAUUCAGAUGGACAGCGUGCUCCAGAUUGGCCGUCUCAAGGUCUUCACCGAUGUUGUGCUUGGACAUGGAAGCCAUGGCACUGUCGUCUAUCGGGGGUCUUUUGACGGCAGAGAUGUCGCUGUGAAGCGCAUGUUAGUUGAGUUCUAUGACAUCGCGUCUCAUGAAGUCAGCCUCCUGCAGGAAAGUGAUGACCACGGUAACGUCAUUCGGUAUUAUUGCCGGGAACAGGCAGCUGGUUUCCUGUACAUUGCCUUGGAGCUGUGUCCGGCCUCACUGCAAGACGUCGUCGAGCGUCCGGGUGACUUUCCUCAGUUGGUUCAAGGUGGGAUGGAUAUGCCCGAUGUCUUGCGCCAGAUCAUUGCGGGAGUACGGUACCUCCAUUCACUCAAGAUUGUUCAUCGCGAUCUCAAACCACAGAAUAUUCUUGUUGCCAUGCCUCGUGGUCGCACCGGAAUGGGUGCGCUGCGGUUGUUGAUCUCGGAUUUCGGCUUGUGUAAGAAGCUGGAGGACAAUCAAAGCUCAUUCCGCGCGACCACGGCCCACGCGGCCGGUACCUCUGGCUGGCGAGCACCGGAGCUGUUGAUGGACGAGGACAUGACCCCGGCCAUGCUAAGCACAGAAUCCCAGCACACUGAGUCUUCGGAGCCUGCCGUAGUUGACCCUCAGACUAAUCGCCGAGCGACUCGGGCCAUUGACAUCUUCUCUCUGGGCUGCGUGUUCUAUUAUGUCCUGACUCGGGGGUGUCAUCCGUUCGACAAGAACGGCAAGUUCAUGCGGGAGGCCAAUAUCGUCAAAGGCAACUACAAUCUUGAUGAGCUUCAACGUCUUGGGGAAUAUGCCUUUGAAGCCGAGGACCUGAUCCAAUCCAUGCUGGCGCUGGACCCACGCAAACGACCCGAUGCCAGCGCCGUCCUGACUCAUCCAUUCUUCUGGCCUCCCUCCGACCGGCUGAGCUUCUUGUGCGAUGUUUCGGACCAUUUCGAGUUCGAGCCACGUGACCCUCCGUCGGAUGCCCUUCUUUGUUUGGAGUCGGUGGCCGAGCGGGUGAUGGGUCCGGACAUGGACUUUCUGCGACUGCUCCCCCGCGAUUUCAAGGACAGCCUUGGCAAGCAGCGGAAGUAUACAGGAUCUAAGGUUCUGGAUCUCCUGCGGGCCCUGCGCAACAAGCGCAAUCACUACAAUGACAUGCCCGAACAUCUCAAGGCGCACAUUGGUGGGCUGCCGGAGGGCUACCUCAACUUCUGGACGGUCCGAUUCCCCAGCUUACUGAUGAGCUGUCACUCAGUGGUGGUGGAGUUGAAAUUGACCCGGAUUGAUCGGUUCAAGCGGUACUUCACUCCGGUGGAGUGAACGGGGGCUUUGUGAAUUCAUGUAAUGAUGGAGAGACGAAAUUCUGUACAUAUUUAUGGUAAUAGUGAUCUAAAAGUACCUUGGAGACUUGUAUCA